GAAUGCCAAAAUCUUUGUAUUGUAGGCAACACUAAAAAUAGCAAAUGGACCAUUAAAACUAACUGCUAGUCUGCCGUGAGUGGGUUUCUACAGGAAUGUCGUGCCUCAUUGGGUGUUAUUGACACUGUACAAUCGUCAGUGUUAGUUUGAAAAGUUGUUUGCCAGACGGCGAGUAGAUCGUGUGUGAUUGGUCAAGGUAUGUCACCAAGUGUACACAGCUGCAGUCAAGGAUAAAAUACCUCAACCGGCUUGGAGCACAACUCAGUCUGUUCACCAUGAAACCAACGUCAAAGCCGUCUCACUCAAAACUAGAAGAUUCCUUAAGAGAAACUUUGCGAUCUGCUACMAGUAUAGCACAUCGCCGAGUACUGGACGAUGCACAAAACRUUCCUAUGAGCGCCUACUACGAGAUGUUGAGGAAUAUGGUGCCUUGUAUCCCAACAGGACGACAACUCACUCGCGUUGAGAUCCUAGAGUACGUCAUUGAUUAUAUCCAAGACCUUCAGAACGCUCUUGAGUCGCAGUCAUCGUUACGGACUGUGUUGCCACCUACAAACAACCGAUCCACAAGACGACCUCUUACUUCAAUUUCUCUAAAUAAAACWCUGGAUAAGGCUUGACUUGGUAUCCUGGUUUUCAUCUAUUGACGACAAGGAAUCAAGAUUUAGAGAAACCUGCCGCAGCUUGAAUACAUCUAUCAUGACAUUGGACGGUUUUGUUGGUGGAAUUGACUCAGUAUAUAAUGGAAUAUUUAUUCCAUUUUUAAAUCCCAUUUCAGUUUUUCACUGACUUGGCACCAUGUAGUGCGCUACGUUAUAGGAGCACAGUAUCUCCUGAUAUAUCAUUAGCUGGUACAUUUGGGAAUGUUAUCAUCGUAUUUGCUAGCACACAUAGAGAAUAGAUCAGUUAUGAUUAGCGGAAUCGUCAAACAAUACCCCCAUGGAUCGGACCAGAAAUAAUGGGACGCGAUAGAUUAAUUACCCAACUAAAUGUAAAUACCAUUCGACUAUCUAUUUGAAAUACCAUUCUAUUCUCAUCUUUUUUUGACAUAAAAUAUUUUGUCUGUUAUUUGUCAAAACGCUGAAGUUUCGUUAUUGACUUAAAAAAUAGCCACGAAAAGCAUGUUAUUUCAUGUCCCGUUCAAUCCAUCUUCAACCAAGUGGCUUCUGUUAAAGCACUUCGCUAAGACACCCUAUUGCUCGCUUAAAGAGUUAAACAGAUUGGUGAGACAGUGGACCGCUCUGUUUAAAUAUUCAGUCAUUUCGCGCAUCCAAGAUGGCUUUAACAGACUUUCUAAUCAGUAGAGACGGUGUUCCAAGCCUGCUAGUGUCCAGUCCUUCAUCUCUGUAUUACUAUUUUUCCAUGUGCGGUCUGUUUCCUAAUUAAACUCCAAGUCUGCUUUAA
Molecule: messenger RNA, 1404 nt
Organism: Exaiptasia diaphana
Lineage: Eukaryota; Metazoa; Cnidaria; Anthozoa; Actiniaria; Aiptasiidae
Product: DNA-binding protein inhibitor ID-2
Exons: 2
Coding region: 276-620 (114 amino acids)
Biological process (GO): cell differentiation; negative regulation of transcription by RNA polymerase II; circadian regulation of gene expression
Cellular component (GO): nucleus; cytoplasm
Molecular function (GO): protein dimerization activity; transcription regulator activity
Source: RefSeq, a predicted model, not a curated record